ACACACUUCAUUGCUUGCCCUCGAUGAUUCCAUUUUGGAUGCCGAUCAGGUAGAAAAUCUUAUUAAAUUUUGUCCAACAAAGGAGGAAAUGGAUCUACUCAAGCUUGACAGGUUUCUGUUGAAGUUUCAGGGGUAUGAUGGUGUCAUGGUGAUAAAGAAAACUUGGGGAAAUGUGAGCAGAGUUGAUGAAAGUACCAAGGGUGGAGUCCAAAUUGAGAGUCUUAUCCUUUAUGAUUCAAUUCCGAUCUCAGGUUGGUGAACUCAAAAAUAGCUUGAAUGCCAUUAACUCUGCAUCAGAAGAGGUCAGAAGCUCUGUGAAGUUGAAAAGAAUUAUGCAGACCAUUCUCUCUCUAGGAAAUGCUUUAAACCAGGAAAAACUAGGGAAUGAUAGAUGUAGAAGUUGGGUGCAUCAUGGUUCUUCAUUUGAUUUUGAAGCCCCUUUCUAGUUGAAGAUUUCUUUACUUUAAUUAUAUGGCUGAGGCAAUUCUUUGUAACCUUACACAAAUAUCUUUUAAUGCCAAAAAAUACUAAUUAUUUUUGUAAUGGCAAUUGCAAUGAUAUUAACUCCUAUUUAUUUAUUAUCUAUGUUACGUCAGAUGCUUUUUUAGGCAUCGCUGCUGAAGUGUAUGUAUGAAUUUGUAACUUUAUUGUUUGAUCUAAGCUGUUUUUUCAUCCAAUUGUGUUAA
This is a messenger RNA of Ananas comosus (pineapple), 686 nucleotides long. Its product is annotated as formin-like protein 7. The coding region runs from base 186 to 446 and encodes 86 amino acids. The record is from RefSeq and is a predicted model, not a curated record. Lineage: Eukaryota; Viridiplantae; Streptophyta; Magnoliopsida; Poales; Bromeliaceae. The transcript has 6 exons.